GACUGGAGAAGGUGGGUCGUGACUCAACCUAUGAACAGGAGGGGAAGGUACAGUUUGUGAUGGACGCGGUUUAUGCCAUGGCCCAAGCCCUACACCGCAUGCACCGUGAGCUCUGCUCAGGGUACCCAGGCCUGUGCCCACGCAUGGCCAACAUAGACGGCAAGGAACUACUGAUCUUCAUCCGGGCGGUAAACUUCAAUGGAAGUGCUGGGACUCCUGUCACAUUUAAUGAGAAUGGCGAUGCUCCAGGACGCUACGACAUCUUUCAGUACCAGAUCAACAACAGGUCAACAGCAGAGUACAAGGUCAUUGGCCACUGGACCGACCAGCUACACCUAAAUAUGGAUGCCAUGCAGUGGACCAGUGGAGACCCCUCUGUGCCCGCCUCUGUGUGCAGCCUGCCCUGCAAGAUGGGUGAGAGAAAGAAGGUGGUGAAGGGAGUACCAUGUUGCUGGCACUGCGAGCGCUGUGAGGGCUACCACUUCCAGGCCAGUGAGUUCAUUUGCGAGCUGUGCCCAUAUGAGCAACGACCUGACAAGAACCGCACUGGGUGCCAACCUAUCCCCAUCAUCAAGCUGGAGUGGCACUCACCCUGGGCAGUGGUGCCAGUCUUCAUCUCUGUCCUGGGCAUUCUGGUUACCACCUUCGUCAUCAUCACCUUUGUGCGCUACCACGACACUCCCAUUGUCCGAGCCUCGGGCCGGGAGAUGAGCUAUGUUUUGCUCACAGGUAUCUUCCUGUGCUAUGCUAUCACCUUCCCCAUGAUCGCAGCCCCUGACGUUGCCGUUUGCUCCAUAAGGCGCAUCUUCCUGGGCCUGGGGAUGUGUUUCAGCUAUGCAGCUCUGCUUACCAAAACAAACCGCAUCCACCGCAUCUUCGAGCAGGGCAAGAAGGCUGUGACAGCACCGCGGUUCAUCUCCCCGGCCUCCCAGCUGGUCAUAACCUUCAGCCUGAUCUCAGUUCAGUUACUGGGUGUUUUUGUGUGGUUCACCGCCGACCCGCCGCACAUGGUGGUGGACUAUGGCGAGCAGCGCACACAGGACCCUGAGAACGCCCGUGGGGUGCUCAAGUGUGACAUCUCAGACCUCUCACUCAUCUGCUCGCUUGGAUACAGUAUUCUCUUGAUGGUCACAUGCACUGUUUACGCCAUCAAGACCAGGGGAGUGCCAGAGACCUUCAACGAGGCUAAGCCUAUUGGAUUUACUAUGUAUACUACGUGUAUAAUUUGGUUAGCUUUUAUACCUAUCUUCUUUGGGACGGCACAGUCAGCAGAAAGGAUGUACAUCCAGACAGCCACGCUGACCGUCUCCCUUAGCCUGAGCGCCUGCGUCUCUCUGGGGAUGCUCUACAUGCCCAAGGUCUACAUCAUCAUCUUCCACCCGGAGCAGAAUGUCCCCAAGCGCAACCGCAGCUUCAAGGCCAUCGUCACCAUCGCCACCAUGACCAGCAAGCUGUCCCAGCUGGCCUCCGAGCGACCCAACGGAGAGGUGCAGACCGAAAUCUGCGAGGGCAUGGAUGCCAGCAUGCCAUCAUCCAAAACAACGUAUGUCAGCUACACCAAUCAUGCCAUCUGAAGAGAGAAGCACUGAAUAGAGGAUUACUGAGGAAUUCCACUUGCAGACUUGGAUGUGUCAGAUUCACACAUGACAGGGCGUUCCAACAAGCAUGAGACAUUGAUAUUGCUCAGAGUCCAAAUGACGACUGAGAGCGUGGCAGUCAACAUAAAUAUGCCUGCUCUUUCAUGUUCACAGACAGAGCUAAUGGGCCUCCUAUAAGCGGACAAAACUAAAUGAAUGGUCACUAAACAAUUUUAGAUCAUUUAAAUAGAAAUUGUUGGGAUCAACCAUGUUAGUUAGUUAGUUAGUUAUUCUAAUUAUACGUAUUUUGUGGUUGUAAAGAUUUCUCAUUCUUGUCUCAUGUCGUCUGAACUGCAUUACGAGAUGAGUUUGUCUCUGUGUCGGCUAACUGAAUUGUAGCCUUGAGUUGUGAAAUCUGUUAAUGCCAUGGUUUAAGCAUGCACAUUUUUAUACAAAUACUUUAUUUAUAAUAAAGGAAUGUUUUGAAAAUGUU
Molecule: messenger RNA, 2070 nt
Organism: Coregonus clupeaformis (lake whitefish)
Lineage: Eukaryota; Metazoa; Chordata; Actinopteri; Salmoniformes; Salmonidae
Product: metabotropic glutamate receptor 8-like
Exons: 5
Biological process (GO): G protein-coupled glutamate receptor signaling pathway; regulation of synaptic transmission, glutamatergic
Cellular component (GO): membrane
Molecular function (GO): group III metabotropic glutamate receptor activity
Source: RefSeq, a predicted model, not a curated record